Molecule: messenger RNA, 402 nt
Organism: Ilyonectria robusta
Lineage: Eukaryota; Fungi; Ascomycota; Sordariomycetes; Hypocreales; Nectriaceae
Product: Mss4-like protein
Exons: 2
Coding region: 1-402 (133 amino acids)
Molecular function (GO): carbon-sulfur lyase activity
Source: RefSeq, a predicted model, not a curated record
AUGUCUACUGGAAACUGUCGUUGUGGAGGUGUCAAGUUCACCUACAAAGGUGACCCUGUUGCAAUUGCUGUGUGCCAUUGUAUUGACUGUAGGAAGACAUCUGGAAGCGCUUACGGCAUAAGUGUUAUGAUCCCCGCUGCCAAUUUCGAGGUUUGCGGCACCCCCUCGACAUUUAUCAGCAAGGCAGAGAGUGGAAAUAUGGUUACCAGUCACUUUUGUAGCAAAUGCGGCACCACUUUGUGGGUCGACGGACCUGCUGUUCCCCUCAAGUUCGUCAAGGCGGAUGUACUUGACGAUCCGAAUGCUUUGGACACGGCCAAACCAGUGAUGGAAUUUUAUACCUGCCGGCGUGCUGGUUGGCUGCCCGCCCUCGGUGGCUGUCAACAUAAGGAGAGGAUGUAG